AUGGCUUUGAGUCCAGCAGACCUACAAGGUCUCUCGGGUCUAUCCCCUGUGCAACUUGAAUUGGAGAGCUGUUUGGAUUUGAAACAGUUCGAGCAGCAACACUUCCACCUGGUGGGCGGACUUUUGGUGGCGCUGUUUCUGGGUGCACAGGUGGUGGUGCCGGAAAAGGGCACCUUCCAUCCCUUCGACCUCGCCAUCACCGAGGGCAGCGUCCGGCAGCUCUUCACGACCUUUUGGUGUUCGCAGGCGCCCAGUGGCAGCCAGAGCCUCUGGUGCGGCGACACGCUGGAGACGCUCCGCUGGGAGCCCAAGGCAUCCGCCCAAGUGACGGUGCAGACCUGGGCGCUCACGGUGGAUCAGUGGAAUGCCGAGGAAUUGAUGAGAGUGGGAGAGGUGGUGUGGACCAAACGAAAACCGGCACAAAUCAGCCGCCUGACUCUGGGCUGUGAUCUUGGGUCUCAGUUGAAAAUCUCUGAGGGAAGCCAAAUGUUCACCUGGUUUUGGAGGAUUCAUAGUGCAGUGAGCCUCCGACGUGACAUUACCAGCAUGUCCAGCUUCCUGGAACAGAAAUUCAUUGAAUCUCAUCCAGCCGCUCAAGUGAAGGCCCAAAAGUUAGGCUUUCAAUUUGAUGAAUCCUCCUGCGAAUAUGGAUGUUACAACGUCUUCCAGCUUUGUGCUGAAGAUGAGGACUUCAUGGAACAGUGUUUGACAGAGACAGAGGACGAUCCGGGCGCCAAGUGUGCAGAGAAUUUGCUGAAUCUUGGCAACAUGCUGUUGUCCGAAGGUGUGAAUCCCAGCAUCCCCAUCUAUCUGAUCACCGGCCUUUCGGAGUCGGAACUGCAGAAGUGGAAGACACAACAUCACUCCACGGCGCUUCUCUUCCAGGUUUACACGGUGGUCACUCCACAGCAGCUCAAACUGGACGUGGCACGGACCCCGAAUCGCUUUGCCGCGGUGAAUUUUGCGUUGAACCAGGAAGCCGAGCUGUUAAUAGCCAGUUCGUCCUGCAGCUUAGCGGCCUUCUCCGCCGAUGCUCGACACUACAAGAGCCGCUCGAGUCUCUUCUUCGAUCGGCAGCCCGCGACAUCGCCGCAGUUCCAAUGGCACCAGCCGCCAGGGAUCAUUUUUCCAGUGAGGCGGCGCAUCAAAUGGGUCUUCACACUGCCUUCCAAUUCCAACUCGGCACCCUUCAACUUGUCCAUUGCGGCGGUGAAGAGUGCCAUGUCUACGGCGCCAUCCUUGGUGCCGCUGUGUAUGACCGCGGCCACCCCUGGGUCAGACGUGGCAAAGCACAUGGUAUCAUUGGGGGUCAGGGUGGUGCAUCAUCAGCCUACAUGGACCAACGUCAUGGAGAAAUUACUUAGCAAGUAUCUGAACAUUGGAUAUGUGCCUUUCAAUCUGAAUGCCGACCAGCUGGUGAGUCGGCUUCUGCGAAUUGACCUGCCCAUCGUGGGCAUCCUGGAUCAGUUCGUCCUAUACACCGACCCUGAUGUCUUGUUCACAGGAGACGUGACCUGGCAGGGCUUGUUGGGUCCCAACUACUUGAGACUGGAACGACUUCUGCGAAAGAAGAAACUCUUAAAGGCGCCCUUUGAUGUCUACUACGCUCCACGGAAUGCGGAGGGUUUGCCCAAAUUCUUUGGACUUGGGAAGGCGGAGACUUCUCAGGACGAGGACACCGCGGUGAUGUUUCUAAACCUGAAAACCUUGGGUGAGAGCUACUUCGACUUCCGUCGAUAUGUCUUUGACCGCUCAGACAUGCUCUGGCAGAUGCUGGUGUCCCUGGAUCCUGCAGGCUACAGCAAUUUUUAUGUCAAUGCUGACGGGAAGACCUGGAGCUCCCGCAUUUCACCCCGCUACAACUCGGUCCAGGCGUUGAGGGGAGAGAAUCAAAGCAACAUCACGCGUUUUGCUGGGAGCAACUGCGACCGGGACAUCCUUCCCUACGUCCGGAAUCGCGAGGAGCGAUCCGAGAGGGAUGCAGCCUUCAUUUCAGACACUUUGUGGAGACUCUACCAAUCUACUGAGCAUGGGACCAUGGACAUCAGUUCCAAUGAUGCGGAACAGUUGUUCAUCAAUGUACUGAGCCGUCCCAGGAUCUUUCCCGCAGAGGCGGGUGGCUCCCUGGCGCCGCCCCCAAAGCCAUGGAAGUUGAUUCUAGAUGUGGUCGAGGACACCUUCCUGGAAGUCACAGAUGCAAAAGUCAAGGAUCACUCAGGGACAAAGACAAAGAAGAGGAAACCACCUAGCAAGAAGCCACCAGGGAAGUUUGGCGGCGGCGGCGGCGGUGGCGGCAGCCAGCGGCCGCUGGCCCCAUCCCAGGACGUGCCUUUUUGGUAUCGGAAACUGAUGGGUAUGGAGGACGCCCAGCCCGCGGCCCCGGCGCGCUCUGUGCACGCCGCGCACGACGCGCCGCCGCUGCCGCGCUGGGGCGGAACCGGCUUGGGCGAGCGGCGCUCGCCGGAACGCUGGGAUCCCAAUGGAGGCAGCUGGUCGCCCUGGCAAGCCCCCAGGUCCAGCGCUCGACCGACGCAAAGAUCCCGGUCUCCGCGAGGUCCAACGAAUGCCCUGCGCCAUGUUCAUAUCCCACCGCUCCGGGCGGAGCGCCCCGGUCCUCCUCCGGGUGACUGGCGCAGCGCCUCGAGACGUCGAGGCCGUCGCGAGCGGCGCCGCUCACGGGAGCGACGGCGGGGAACUCGAGGUGUCCGACCCUCGCGCGGUGGACCCCGACAAGGCUCUCGGAGGCGCGAAGCGCGCGAAGCGCGCGAAGCGCGCGAAGUGCGCCAAGCCAGGACGCUCUCACGUCCAGGUGGUCGAAAGCGUAGUCGUGCGGCCACGGUGACACCGCGAGGUCCACGGAGCGCGAGUCCAGGACAGCGCGAAACCCGCGAAACCCGCGAAACCCGCGCGGCCACGCGCACGGCCACGCGGUCGCCACGGUCACCCCGCGAAACAAGCAAGCAGCCAGAGGCCAGCGCAAGCCGCGCAAGCUCUGAGUGCAGUUCUCCCAGGGCCAAGAGCAAGGCCAGCAGGCGCAGCGCCAGUAAGGCCAGUAAGGCCAGUAAGGCCAGUAGCAAGGCCAGCAAGGAGUCACAAGAAGAACAAGCAGAGGUGGAGGAAGCCAAGCGCAGCGGCAGUAGCAGUGCGGAGGAAAGUCAAGAGAAAGAGAAGGAACCGCACAUGGAAGGAAAGAAGGAACAGGACGAAUCACAGGCUGAGGAGGAACCGAAGGAAGACGAGGACGAGGCGGAAGAGCGGAGUGGAGGCAUUUGCCUCACUGAAGCCAAGGCAGAGGAAGAGCCGAGUGGAGGCAUUUGCCUCACUGAAGCCAAGGACGUCAAGAAGGAGCCACAGGAG
This is a messenger RNA of Cladocopium goreaui, 3357 nucleotides long. The record is from the annotation of a GenBank genome assembly. NCBI's taxonomy places the organism in Eukaryota, Dinophyceae, Suessiales, Symbiodiniaceae.